UCCACCUGCUCGUGUAAGUUUUCUUGUUCCCAUACUCAUAUGGCAGAAAAAGGUUCUCAGUGGACAAGAAGGUGUGGAAACGACGCCGUUGAAGAUAUUUUUGUUAAUGAGCCACCUCUAUUCUUUCUUUCUCAAGAACAACAUCAUAGGCUCAUGCCAUAUGAAGAUUCCAUUACCAACAAGUUUGUCACAUCAACACUUUACUCCGGUCCGCGAAUCCAAGAUAUCGCAAACGCUCUGGUCUUGGUUGAACCCCUGUCCCACCCAGUCCGGGAAAUCUCCAAAUCAACGGUUCCACGGUUGGAAAGAAGUACUUUGAACAAGGUGGAUAAGUACACUUUAAAGGUGAAGAAUAAUAGUAAUGGAAUGUGUGAUGAUGGAUACAAAUGGAGAAAAUAUGGCCAAAAAUCAAUCAAAAAUAGCCCUAACCCGAGGAGUUAUUACAAGUGCACAAACCCAAUAUGCAAUGCUAAGAAGCAAGUGGAGAGAUCAAUUGAUGAGCCUAACACAUAUAUCAUCACCUACGAAGGUUUCCACUUUCACUAUACUUACCCUUUCUUCCUACCCGAUAAGACACAUCAAUGGCCCAAUAAAAAAACGAAAAUACAUAAAUAUUAUGCUCAAGAGAUGAACAACGGAUCUCAAACCCAAGAAGAAAGCAAAGAAGCCCAAUUAGGUGAGCCCGCCAACCAAAAUCAGCCAGUCCAUAAGGCCCAAGAAAACACACCGGUAAAUCUCGAAGAUGAAUUGUUUUUCCCGGUUGAUCAGUGUCGACGGCAACAAGGGCUUUUAGAAGAUGUGGUGGCUCCAGCAAUGAAAAAUAUUCCGACUAAGGACAGUGUUUUGACAGCUUCUUGGUCUUCAUUAUCGUCUUAUACUUCAUCAUCCCUUUCUCCAUCUUCUUUAUGUUGGUCUCCCAAUUUUGACAUCGUUUUAAGUGAUGAAAUUCUUGAAUUAAUCGGGUCUCGGAAAUUCUAAGUAUUCAUGCUUUAUGAUGUUAUACUAAAUAUAUGUUUGUAUUCGGAAUAUUAUUGAUUUGUUAUAAUGUAAUGAUUAUCCAUCACAUUACUUUUCUGUUGAAUUUAGAAUUCACACAAUGAAUUUGUUAAUGAGAGAAAACAAAUUCAGAACACUCAUCACUUUAUUAGAUAUCUCGAUCAAAGACUCGAUUACUAAGGGGGUUCUAA
This is a messenger RNA of Arabidopsis lyrata subsp. lyrata, 1187 nucleotides long. Its product is annotated as probable WRKY transcription factor 49. The coding region runs from base 40 to 978 and encodes 312 amino acids. Lineage: Eukaryota; Viridiplantae; Streptophyta; Magnoliopsida; Brassicales; Brassicaceae. The transcript has 3 exons. Gene Ontology annotation, biological process: regulation of DNA-templated transcription. Gene Ontology annotation, molecular function: DNA-binding transcription factor activity; sequence-specific DNA binding. The record is from RefSeq and is a predicted model, not a curated record.